AUAAUCUUCUACGUUAAUUUUAUCUUUCUUGGGUAAUUUUGAUGCAAUUUUGAGUCCUCGUCCCCUGCUUGUAAGUUGUAGAGCACGAAUUAAUAUUUAUAUUUUAUGUUAUUUGUGUGUAAAUGAGUCAUGAGUCUUUACAAAUUACGAAUGGAGAAGGGUACACAAGCCCUCAGUCUUUGCACCGGGCAACGACCUAGUUGUGUAAGUUGUAAUUGUUUAAGUUGUAAAAGUUACAAAGUGGGGAAAAAGACAAGUUUGGUUAGUAAUGGCCUAAUGGGGGCUCCUCCUUUUCUUCAAAAGCAUAAAAGGGCUAUUGUGGAAACUAGUUUUGGUAAAAAAAAAUAAAAAAAAGCUGUAUACAUUUUGUAAGUUGAAGAAAAUGGUGGGCCUGAGAGAAAGUAGGGAGUUUAAUAAUAAAAUGGUUGAGUACUUGAGUUUAUGGGGAGAAGGGGGUUGGCUUCAAGUUUCAUGGGGCUGUGCUAAUGUGUUAGUGGGCAUUGAAGCAAGAGGUUUUAUCUUUGGUCCCCCUAUUGCCUUGGCUAUCGGAGCAAAGUUUGUGCCAUUGAGAAAGCCAAGAAAGUUGCCCGGUGAAGUUAUCUCAGAAGAGUACGUAUUGGAGUAUGGAAGGGAUUGUCUUGAGAUGCAUGUUGGAGCUGUUGAACCUGGUGAGCGUGCUUUAGUCGUUGAUGAUCUGGUUGCUACUGGUGGCACUCUAUGUGCAGCUAUGAAUUUGCUGGAACGUGCUGGAGCAGAAGUGGUUGAGUGUGCAUGUGUCAUUGAACUACCAGAUUUGAAGGGCCGUGAACGCUUGAAGGGGAAACCUCUAUACAUAUUGGUGGAAGCACAUUAGUACAGCAAUUGCUCUCCCAUCUCAAGAUAAAAAGUGUACAUUUAAGUACAUGAUUGGUUUGGCAGCUUCACUGAAUCAGAUAACUCUGCUGUCAUAUUUUUUUUCUCAUCUGACCGUCUCCUAGUGCCUUGUGAAUUUGGAUAUGGGUUGAAAACAUUUUCUUACCCAUAACGCAAUCAUCAAAUCCAUCUAAGAGAUGGCUUCAGCUCGAGAAAAUUCUUCGUGCUUCACCCUGAUUAAGCAGGGACCGAGUUGUCCUCCCUAGAUUUAUGUGCAUUAUGGUCAGGUUGUAGGUGACAUUUGACAUUUGGCUAGACAAAAGAAGCUCAAAACUGAGUUUUGACAAGAAUAUUUUUAAUUGUUAUACUUCUAUCAGAUUUUAUACCCAAUUGGGUAAUACUAUUAUCUACAUCUGAUUACAGGAGUUCGUGUUA
Molecule: messenger RNA, 1287 nt
Organism: Chenopodium quinoa (quinoa)
Lineage: Eukaryota; Viridiplantae; Streptophyta; Magnoliopsida; Caryophyllales; Amaranthaceae
Product: adenine phosphoribosyltransferase 3
Exons: 5
Coding region: 383-853 (156 amino acids)
Biological process (GO): adenine salvage
Cellular component (GO): cytoplasm; cytosol
Molecular function (GO): adenine phosphoribosyltransferase activity
Source: RefSeq, a predicted model, not a curated record